CUCUGGCUCUUCAGCCUACUGCAUCUCUUGGGUGUUUCCUUCAUCGUGACUGUUGGUAGACGGCUUCAGAGAACACCCAAGCGAUACCUUACCUUUCUGUGAGCCAUGUUUCCUCGUCCAGAGUACGAUAUUUUCGAAAGAGGGGGGCCUUCCACAUCCGCAAAUCCUCUAGGGAGAGCCGAGACGGGUAACAGAAGAACGGCAUUUCACGAAGCCAAAGUGCCAAGGCAGCGACCAGAUCUGUCAUUUCUUGACAGAAAUAAUACUGAAAGCGAUGCAACCAAGGCCCUCCAACAUAAAAUUGCAUGGCAGUCCGGUAUGCUGCCUUUUGUGCCAGCAGCACCACAGGUGCCGCAGGAUCAGUAGAUGCGGGAGUACCAUGCUAAAGCAAAAGCAGAAUACAUUAAGCGGCACCAAAGGGAACCAUCUCCUCCCAUAGCAUCCCCGCCCGAUAACGAAGAAGCUCCUGCCAAUUCCAAAGGGAAAGAACGAAUGAGAGAGGAACAAACGAGUGAAGAGCGAGUUCGGGAAUGGCAAUCGAAAAGUGCGAGUCCGGGCGAUGACGAUAGUCGAAGAGCUCAGGGCGAUCGGUCAGAUGAGUCGAGUUCGGGUUCUGUCACUGAGUCAUCAUUGGAUUUCAGUUUUGACGGAGAUUCGAUUGAUGUUGCUGUGCCCCCUACGUUUCCUAGCUUUGCGAAAAGGUCCCGAGCUGCCCCAUCCUACAAGGUACCGAGACCUUUCGCUCCCCCAAACCCUCCUGCUGGUAGACAGCAUUCCCGUCUCAAUAGACAAAGAUCCUGGCGACAUCAAUCAUUUCCAGAACCUCCGUAUGGGGGACGAGGUAAACCUGCAAUGGGAGAAGCCCCAAUCAACACCCCGAUGUCUACGUUCUAUCAUUUACCUCAACAAUCUGAGGCUGAAACCCCCUAUAACCCAUAUGACAUCUCAGAGGCUAUGAAAGACCAGUCACCUCGACAGAGUAAGGCGAAUCAACCCAAGGUCAAUGUCGAUCCCCAGAACCCUCAGGAUAUCACAAUUCAUACAGAGCUUGUUGCGACUAUUGACCUGGAAGAGGAGCUAGAGGACUAUUCAAGACUGGUGAGACUGGGGCGUUUCAAGGCUGCUCAGAAAUUCUUCACCUACAAGCUUUCGGGUUUCAUAGAAAACUCAUAUGUUCUGGACCACUAUUGCGAGGGCCUUGCCGCAAUGCCAGAUUUCCAUAAACUCUCACAGAUUGGGGAAACCUUUGUCCCGGGACCUCAAUGUGGAGUUGUUCAAGCUCAUACUUAUAUGCUGCUAUCUAAGGCCGAUUUCGUUGGGGGAGUCAGUAUGUUAUCUCGGGCCGCAAAUAGGCAACCACCAGACUGGGAGAAUUGUAUGAAGACAGUAUGGGAACACUGGCCCAAGUUAGACUCCACAGAGAUUCAGAUACUAGCUGGCGGGCUUUCCCCGAAGGAGAAUGUCGCGAAGUUCCACCACAAUGAGAUUGCCGAAGUAUACUUACACUUGAGGGCAGAGGGCAGGAUAUGGGAAUUUGGGGACUUGCUUCAAGUACUCCUACGUGGAUCGCGAGAACCCGCUUGCCAAGUAUUGGAAGUCUUACUUCAUUGCGACCUUGGUGACGGUAGAGACCGUUUGAUAAAACUAAUCCAAGCUAUCGAAGAGGAUUGGAGCGUGGCCGAGACAAACGAGGAGACCUCCUUUGCUCUACUGGAAAUAUUCACAACUAUAGUUUUGGAUUCGAUGUGUCAAUCAGAGAAUAUCGGACUGGUAAACACGAUAUUCGAAUUUUCCCGGAAGAAGGCACUGGAUGUUCUUGAACUCAAUCCAACCAACUCAAAGUCUCGACCAUAUCUUCGGUGGAUCAUAUCGAAAGUCUUGCUGGAACAGUACCGCGACCCACGUAUCACUGGCUUCUUCUCACUCAAGCGAUGUCUCCACAACUUUCCUGGACACCGAAUCGCUCCAAAUUUGUCUGAUCUUCCAAAACUGUGUAUGAUUUCGUAUGCACCAGACGAAGAUGAAGCCCCAAGGUGGAGUCCCGAUCCAACUACUACGAUCGGACACGAUGAGGUCCUUCGAACGGUGCUUGGCGUGGCAGAAGAGCUUGGGGAUGUUUGGAUGCAGGCGACUUGUCUCCAGUUGCUAAUUUAUCAAAGCCCAGAGCCGAGAACUCUGCUUUACAGCCUGGAUGAUUUGUGGCGCUCGGCAGGAACACACCAGAGACAUCUCGAAACCCGCCUGUAUCGCUACAUACCUGAAGCUUUAAGGACUACUGAAGACCGCGCUGGCCUCCAGAGACAGAUUCUUCUGUCUGCCAAAGCUUCAUCUCAAGGAUUGAAGCCUUACGCAGAGUACAUGAUCCUCAGAGCGUUGGCAACUAGACAGGAGGAGAAGGACUCCUAUCUCGAAAGAGCAAUGGAUGCCUUGAACUCAUCAUUCCAGGGUUAUGUACCCCAAAGUCAUACUCAGUUUCCCACUGAGAAUCCAUCGGCACGAAACACUGCAGGCCACGAUUGGAUAAAUGGAAACAUCUCAGCACCUCUAGGCGGGCCGUGGCAAAAUAUUCCAUCUGGAACAUCUGGAGAAGCGAACUAUGUCGGCACACAAUAUCCACACAUGGGAUACGCACCGGCGCAAGGAAACACGUAUGCAGCAGGCUUAGCUCCAUUCCGAGAAACGAGAACGACGGGAAAUCCAGGUUACAUAGGUGUUCCCACAAACACUCCUUAUGUAACCUCGAACGACCGAUUUGGGUGGACAGGAGGAGCACAAAGUGGCCCUUUCGGCCAAUAUCAGACGAAUUUUGGAACACCUUACGCACAGAAUCAGUUCCCUCAUCGUCAGCCACCGCAACCACCACCACCACCACCACCUCCUCCUCCUCCUUCUCCCCCUCCUACUAAAACCCCAGCUACUGGCACAAACUUCGACUGGGGAAGACAACAUCCCUCUGGGCCAGGUCCAAAAACCAAACUGAAAAAUGAGUGACAUGUUGGAAGUCUCAGAUGUAACUUCCGAGUUGUAUCUCAAUAAGCAUUAGGAUCUAUGAAGAGCUUAGCAAGAGAAAAUCCUAAGACGAUGACUACAAAGACUUACACGCACACAUGACACAGGGGUUUCAAAGGAAAUAGUCUGCCGCGUCCCGGAAGAGAGGAAUGACGAUAUAUGGGAAGGCUAGUCAGUGACUCACACGUGAAGCUUUAUGUGAAUGAUGUGAUUGCGACUGCUGCAUGGAUCGGGUCAGGCCUUCAACUGAUGUUUCAAUGUUGCAUGCAGCAUGUGCUCCAUCGCGAAAUCCCACCAUCCACUUCAUAAAGUAUUAUUUGAC
Messenger RNA from Colletotrichum acutatum, 3331 nucleotides. RefSeq lists its product as uncharacterized. The record is from RefSeq and is a predicted model, not a curated record. Lineage: Eukaryota; Fungi; Ascomycota; Sordariomycetes; Glomerellales; Glomerellaceae. The transcript is spliced from 3 exons. The coding region runs from base 367 to 2991 and encodes 874 amino acids.